Molecule: messenger RNA, 605 nt
Organism: Drosophila erecta
Lineage: Eukaryota; Metazoa; Arthropoda; Insecta; Diptera; Drosophilidae
Exons: 3
Coding region: 10-576 (188 amino acids)
Source: RefSeq, a predicted model, not a curated record
AUUGGCCAAAUGGAUUCCGGCUACCCGUCAGUCCUAAUAUUGUUGGCAUUGCUGCUAAUCAGUAGAUGCGAAGCAGCGCGCAAAUGGGACUACGAACCUAUAUCGGUCUCCACCACCUCUUCGGAUGAAAGUUUAAUAAAGUUAGAGGCCAAUAUUGUUCGCAUAGGGCGUGGACAGUACGGAGUAUCAGCCCGGGUGGAGUGGAACUAUGACGUAACAGAAAGGACCAUGGUGGAUGGUGUUGUCUACCGCAGCAGUACGGGCGAUGAGUCCGACUAUAAGCUGAUCCCUUGGUCUAUCCCUAAGCAAAGCUUUUACGACUAUCUGAACGGCUUUUAUAAGGAUAUGAUGAUGAAGAACUUUGCUUCGUGCUCCAAUAUGCCGCAGUUCAAGGGCAAAUUCCAACCGCCAUGGCCAAAGAACACCUAUUUCGGCAACAAAUGCAUGAUCGAUGGCGAUGGGUUGCCAGAUAUGGUGCCACCCGGAUUCUAUAAGAUUAUAUUUAAUUGUACUGGACCGGAUCAACCAUCAUGGAGUUUUGUAGGAAUUUUUAAAAUAAUAAACACAAUGUUUUAGCUAUGUACCAAUAAAAAGUAUGAGGUACG